Paracoccidioides lutzii Pb01 is the source of this 303-nucleotide messenger RNA. RefSeq lists its product as hypothetical. The transcript has a single exon. The record is from RefSeq and is a predicted model, not a curated record. Bases 1 to 303 code for a protein of 100 amino acids.
AUGUCCUUCCGUCCACCCUUGCUCAGUGCCCCGAGUUGCCAGAAACGGUGGACCAUGGGUCACCUCUGGGUCACCCCUGGCCAGACUCCAGCAAAAUUAUCGCCAACGACGAGGGAAUGGUUGGCACACACCUUGGCUGCUACCAAUGGAAAGAGCAGAAAACGACCCUAUGGACUGGAUGAACAACUGCCCAAAGGUUUUAGGUUUCGGAAUUUUAUCCCAGCGCCAAAAAGCUUCGAAAAGCCUGAUUGCGGAUUGACUUUCCAAAAGGUUUGGUCCGCCAGGUACAAACCACCUAAAUAA